CCGACGGAGCGGAGACCCAUCAUCAUCUGAACCAGUCAACAAGAUCAAAUGUCUCGACGCGUGGUCGGACGUUGACUGAAUCGGGGUCCAUGUGCCAGGGCGGCCGUGCACUCAAUCGAUCGAGCCCCAGCCAAUUUCUUCCACUGUUCCGUGCAUUCAGUGCUCCUCGCUCAAGAGUGAUUGGCGCGCGAGCUGGUCGUCACCAUCGCGCGUGGCUGCCAACUGACAUGCUAGCCGCCUUCACCGAAAGAUGGCGUGACGUGACCAUUCAUUCACCGCUACGGAGCAUGCUGGCGGCGUUGGCGGCGUUGGCGGCGUCGACGACGAAAGACGACGUCGACAUUCGACUUGUCCUCACCGGCCUUGAGGACCCGCUCACUUGUCGAUGCACAUCGUCGUAUGCGAUCAGACCCCGCGAAGGAAGCGUCAAGCAGGGCCGAGACGUGACGGCAUCUAGCUCUGCGCCAGUGAACAGGGUUCAAUCGAAUCGAACCUCGUGCUUGCCCUGCGAGAAGCAGUCGCCGCUGCGUGGCUCCGCCGGCCAACGUUAGCCGCCCCCCAGCUAGGCGAGUUUGGGCUGGCAUGUUGAUGCAUUGUCGC
Molecule: messenger RNA, 600 nt
Organism: Jaminaea rosea
Lineage: Eukaryota; Fungi; Basidiomycota; Exobasidiomycetes; Microstromatales
Exons: 1
Coding region: 90-551 (153 amino acids)
Source: RefSeq, a predicted model, not a curated record